Paecilomyces variotii is the source of this 1079-nucleotide messenger RNA. RefSeq lists its product as hypothetical. The transcript has 4 exons. Bases 327 to 851 code for a protein of 174 amino acids. NCBI's taxonomy places the organism in Eukaryota, Fungi, Ascomycota, Eurotiomycetes, Eurotiales, Thermoascaceae. The record is from RefSeq and is a predicted model, not a curated record.
GCAAAGACCCACCAGUAAGUACUCUAGGGUGAAGCUAGACUGCCGCGCUACGGGCGAAAGACUUGCAGUUCAGCUCAAGGGAGCUGAUAACUGCAUCCACUACGGAGUAUAUACUCUAAGCACUUACAGUAUACAGUUAGCUAUAAUUAUGCGCCACAAUGAUCGUUACAUGAGAGAAUCCAAUGAAACCACUGCCUCUAUCCCCACACCGGUCGCAAUCUUCAAUUAACUUGUGAUAGAGCACAGCUGCUCCCCUGCCUAACAAAAUUGCAAUCUCUCCCUUUCGAUAGACACAUACCAAUUUUCGUCUGAUCCAUCUAUACAAAAUGCGCCUCUCAAUUCUCCUCCCUGUCUUCAUCUCCUCCAGCCUAGCCGCAGCCAACACCCUCAACGUCACUGUUCUCGGCGCCCGCAACAACCGCUCCACGCUGGAAUGCUGGGCCCUCGAGCCGGGCUUCAAGACUUCCACGGAGUCCGGCACCGCUGGCUCUAUGAGUUUGAAUCUGGGUCCUCUGGGCGGCAAGAGUGCGGGGAACUCCACAUAUGCUGUUAUCCCGGCGAAAUUUGAUGGUGGAAGACAUAAUGCACCGACUCCGCAAUGGGUCGUCUUCCUCUCCGGCUUAGCCCACAUCACCCUCCCCAACUCAACACUCGAAGCCUACAUCCCCGGCGGGAAGAACGGAGCCAUUCUGGCCCUCGACACAGCGGACGUGAGUACUCUGGGCCAUAUCACCACGUACCCGUCUCAGGAGACGACGGUUGCGUUGGAAAUCCCCCUCGGCGAUGAGGGUGUCCCUGGACAUCGAGUCUUGCAUGUGGGAGCUUGUCGAGAUGGGGAGAUGUUGGUUUGAUUUACUGUAUUGCAGACCGUUAGGUAAGGGAUUCAAAAUGGCGUUCUCGCUCUUACAUACGGCUGUUUGGUUGGUGGUUUAUACGUACGGAAAGCUGGAUUGCUGCUAGGAGGUCAUAGAAUUCAUUGAAAAUGGAAUUACUGGUCCGGAGGGUCUAAGCGUCCUCGUUAGAGUGAAACUGGACAAUGGAUAUGUUGCUUUUCUACCAGUACGAAAAGACCAUGCCGC